CAGUAUGCGACAACACACUAGCACAGCCGCAUGACCUUUCUUAUUUGGAAAUUGAAAUAUCUAGAAAAUGCAUGUUUGUUUCAGAAUAUGAUCUCUUCAAAGACUGUUUUGAAGAAAUCGCACGUAUUUAGUUGUCUUAAUUAGGUUUACAGAAAUGUUUCGUUUAUCAGUUAUAGUGUGUGGUCGAGGCAUUUGUAAAAAGUUGGCUUCAUCUUUCUCUGGAGAGAACGUUCUACCCUCAAAUUUACGCAUCCCUUCCAAUCUCGUGGACCGUGCAAGAGCAAAGAGGCCUCCUCCUCCAUCAGACUCCAGUCUUCCUGUGUUGAGGAGGUGUGAUGCUGCCGUCCCCGUACACCUGAGCCCAGUACAGACAUGGGUGGAGACGUUGGAGAGGCGGGACAGUGAAACUUUGGGUUUGGUUGACCUCCACCCCGAUGUCUUUGCAGUCCCUACCAGGAUUGACAUACUCCAUGAAGUUGAACUCUGGCAGAGAAAUUUCAAGAGAAUUAGCCAUGCCCACACUAAGGUCAGAUCGGAGGUGAGAGGUGGAGGAAGGAAACCCUGGAGACAGAAGGGAAGUGGCAAAGCACGACAUGGAAGCAUCAGGUCACCUAUAUGGAGAGGAGGUGGUGUUUCUCAUGGACCCAGAGGACCAACUAGUUUUUACUACAUGUUGCCCAUGAAAGUACGUGUUCAAGGACUAAAAAUUGCCCUCAGCUCCAAACUGGCCCAGGAUUAUCUCCAUGUGGUUGACACACUGAACAUCCCCACACCUGACCCACAGUACCUCAUGGACCUCAUCAGAUACCGACACUGGGGGGAGUCUGUUUUGAUAGUGGAUGCGGGUGAAGAGCUUCCUGAGAACAUCCUUCAGGCCACUGAGAGCUUGAAGACUGUGAAUGUCAUUCCAGCCAUAGGCCUGAACGUUCAUAGCAUGCUAAAACACGAGGUCCUGAUCCUCACCCUGGAAGCAGUGAAGUUUCUGGAAAACAAGCUGCUUUGGCACGAUGAACGCUUCACACCGCUGUACCCGUUCAAACUCCCCUACACUGACCUGCCUUGAAGGCACUGGGUGAAGUAAUAACGUCAUGUAACAUAUUCAACGAUCCAAAUGUUUGUCGUGCAUUUUAAUAUGUUCAAUAAAAACUUGUGAAUAAAUUAAUGUUAAUGAUAAAAUAUAUGCAAACUGGUGAUUAAAAGAGAGCCUAUUUAAGGCGUAAGGUACAUGAUGCCUAGAGUCGAUAGUUGUUUGGCGGUAGGAGUCCAUUGGCCAAGUCAUGUCGUAUUUCCCAUCUCAGGGCGGAGCGUUUCUUCUCUGUAGGCACCACGUAGGUGUUGGGCACAAAUACUCUUCGAGGCUUCGGCUGGGGGAAACAAUACAAUAUGUCAAUGUUUUCAGUCAUCGCAAGGUAUUUACCCCCCCAGAAAAACAUUGUUUAUAUAUUUUCUGUUAGGCCAUGUAUGAGGUUUCCAGGGAGCAAUGCAGCACAGCUCAGUGCAUCCUCAGUGGUGUUACUUAUUCCUGUUCAAAUUCUUUAAAAAGUGGACCGUUCCUUGAAGUAUUCACUAAUUUGUCAUGACUGGAAAGGUGGGGUCCUUGCGUUCACCUGUCCAACCAUGUCUAAUCAGCCAUUUAGGAAUGUGAUUGGUUAAUGAUUAGUGGGCAUGGCUAGGGAGGCAGGUUGGCUAGCGGGUAUAAGACAACAGGUCCCAGGUUCAACACCUGAUGCUGAUUUUGUUUUUAAAGAACAGUGGGUUGGGCUUACAGCGAGAAAAGACAUGCCUGGGUCAUUGCCCCCAAGUGGCAGAGAGCGUAACAUGGGUUGCAAUGCAGCAGGUCCCUGGUUUGAAUGCGAGUCCCAUAUUAUACAUUCUCUAUCAACUUGGAUUACUUGAAUAAACAAAUGAACGUGAAAUGUGGUUAUGCCCUCAGAACAACAUUGAAUAAGAAACUCAUCUGUCCUGUCUUCUCUAAAUUAGGGGAAAGAUGAAUCAAAACACAAAUACUUUGUCCAUUUGCCUUACAUUCCACGGAAAUGUGUCUUACACACACGGGGCACCAGGAUACUAAAGGCAAUUUCUUGAAAUAUUGAAUGUUUACAUGCAUAAUUUAUGCAGGACUGUGUCAAACAUGGCAUGGACUAAUGACAUUCUUUUUGGGGGGGGGUCCGUUUAAGGAAUUUUCUGACCUGAAAUAAUGAAUGACAGGAUGGUUACAAGAUUAUAAAUGAAGCAUACUCACUGGUAGAGGUUGGUACGCGAGCUGUUCCUGAAAAUACAAAGAGUGAUUAAUUCAGACAUUAUGGUAAUGCAUCCUUAUAAUUCAUCAUGAUUUGUCCACUACAUGCAAAAAGUGGUCUUCAAAUAAAGUAUGUAAGCCAA
This is a messenger RNA of Salvelinus namaycush (lake trout), 2382 nucleotides long. Its product is annotated as 39S ribosomal protein L4, mitochondrial-like. Gene Ontology annotation, biological process: translation. Gene Ontology annotation, molecular function: structural constituent of ribosome. Gene Ontology annotation, cellular component: ribosome. The transcript has 9 exons. Lineage: Eukaryota; Metazoa; Chordata; Actinopteri; Salmoniformes; Salmonidae. The record is from RefSeq and is a predicted model, not a curated record. The coding region runs from base 155 to 1063 and encodes 302 amino acids.